AUGGAUAUCGCACCAAAGGACGAGUCAAUGAUUAGCCUUGGAGAAUGUCUCAUGCUCUGUGCUUACGGGCUAAUACAGUCUCCAACAAGAGAUGAAGUCCAGGAAGAUGGACGCGAUCAACUGCACACACUCAUUAUUCUUGGUAGUACCGUACCAAAAGUUGGAGGCAUUAUACUUGUUGCCCAUCUUAUUGAUUUAGAGGACUCCUAUUAA
Strongylus vulgaris is the source of this 213-nucleotide messenger RNA. The record is from the annotation of a GenBank genome assembly. NCBI's taxonomy places the organism in Eukaryota, Metazoa, Nematoda, Chromadorea, Rhabditida, Strongylidae.